AUGUCCCUUCCCAACGGCCUUACUGUUUCUCACUUUCCUUGUGCAGGUCCACCUCUAGUUUGCAAACUCAACAAGUCAAUCUAUGGUCUCAAACAAUCAUCUAGACAAUGGUACAAGAAACUAUCAGAUGCUCUACUCUCCGAUGGCUUUAAACAAUCACAAGCAGAUUAUACACUCUUCACACGGGGACAAGAUCACAAGUUCAUCGCUCUUCUUGUCUAUGUAGACGACAUCAUCAUAGCCGAACCAAAUCUCAAGAUACUCCAUCAACUUCAGGACUCACUUCAUGCUCAUUUCAAACUUAAGGCUCUCGGUACACUCAAGUACUUCCUUGGUUUUGAAAUUGCUCGCUCCAAACAUGGUCUUUUCCUCUCCCAAAGACAGUACACCAUCACUCUACUUGAAGAUACAGGGUAUCUGGGCAGCAAACCUACUAAAACACCUAUGGAUCCUAAACUGAAGCUCGACAAUGUACAAGGAGAACCUUUAGCAGAUCCCUCUCAGUAUCGACGACUCAUUGGACGUUUGCUAUACUUGACACUGUCUAGACCAGAUAUCACCUAUUCGGUUCAUACAUUAAGCCAGUUUCAUGUUUGCUCCUCGUACCACUCAUCUACAAGCAGUCCACCACUUGUUACGAUUUCUGAAAGGCAGCCCUGGACAAGGCUUACUCUAUUCCCCUACUUCUUCUCUUCACCUCCGAGCCUUCUCAACUCAGACUGGGUUGCUUGCCCUCUAACCAGGCGUUCCACUACAAGUUUUUGCGUGUUUUUAGGCGAUUGUUUGGUGUCUUGGCGCACUAAGAAGCAGCCUACAAUCUCCAAAAGUUCUGCUGAAGCAGAAUAUCGUGCUCUAGCUGCCACCGCAAGUGAACUCACCUGGCUGCAAUACCUCUUAGCUGACCUCCACAUUCAUUCCUCCAUACCUGCCUUUAUUUAUUGUGAUAACCUUUCCGUUGUUCACAUAGCCAAUAAUCCUACAUUCCAUGAGAGAACCAAGCAUAUUGAGCUUGACUGCCACUUCAUUCGGGACAAGAUCAAGGCUGGUUCUAUACGCCUCAUUCCUGUUCGCAGUUCCCUCCAACUGGCAGACGCUUUUACUAAGGCUCUCUCCUCUUCCUCUCUCAAUUCCCACAUCAGCAAGAUGACCGUUCAUGACAUACACCGUCCAUCUUGA
This is a messenger RNA of Humulus lupulus (European hop), 1176 nucleotides long. RefSeq lists its product as uncharacterized. The coding region runs from base 1 to 1176 and encodes 391 amino acids. The transcript has a single exon. The record is from RefSeq and is a predicted model, not a curated record. Lineage: Eukaryota; Viridiplantae; Streptophyta; Magnoliopsida; Rosales; Cannabaceae.